CUCGCGCCAGCAGAGAUGCUGCAUGUGUUUUGAUCAGCACGCGUCGAGCCCGAGAACGCCGGGAACACAACGAUUCUCAACUGUCCCGAGUGCCCCGUUCUCUUAAAGCAGCCGGCGAAUAGGAGUCCCGAAACCUCACAGUUCCAGCCCUUUAUCCGUGCGUCGUUGAGAAACGGCCGCGGUCCUCUUCGGCCUGCAGACGAGCAUGGACAUCGCUUGUUAUUGAGCAGGAUCCUGAUGACACAUCAAGUAUGAACUCCUUUUUAACAGAAUGGCGGAGCCCUUCAAUGAAAAUUCCACUGGAGAUUUGAACGAGGCAACGUCGUUGGCUCCGUCGGUGAACGCGACAGAGUCAGCAGAGGCUCAGAGCGUAGAGACCCCAGCAAAACAAGAGCCCACCGAAAACGCCGCACCAGACAGCAAAGUUCUUGUCAGAUAUCCAGCAAAGGAAACGCGAUUUUUCGCUGCUAUUGGUCUGGCUAGAAUCAGAAAGUUGCCUUUGAAGCAGCGCAAUUCAGACGAAUCUGGUCGAAAGACUCGGUCGGCUAUAAAACAGCUUAGAAAGCUUAGGCCCCAAGUGCAUACCAUUCUAGAUGCUGAAAAUUCUCAUCCUGCGGAAGAGUUAAUUGAGCCGGUCAAGGUUAAGGAAGAGGUUUUGGAGGUUAAAUGCAACACUUGCUGCCAGGUUUUCGUUACGAUUGGUCAGCUCAGCCAGCACAUCAAGGACGUGCACUGGGUUACGAAACGGUGCAAGACCUGUAAGAUUGAAAAGUUUGACUCGUGGACGGAAUUCCAAAACCAUCACCUGCAACACCACCUGCGAAGCUGUUUUGUGCGACUGGAAAGACUUGUCGGCCCGGAAUACGAAAUUGUCGAACAGGUGGCCAGCAAGGUUGUCGCCAAAAAGAGCACCACCCCUAUCCGCGAGCCAAUCAAACUCACCCUCCGGCUCACAAACUGCCGCAAAGCCAAAGCUGCGGAAGAACGGUUUGAGCUGGAGCGGCGUGCGUCCGAGGAGGCUGCAGUGUCGGGGCUGCAGAAGUUGGACAAGGCAAUGGAAGGACUGCAUCAGGUGUCGGACGUGGUCAACAAUAGUAGAACGCAACCUUCACCUGCAGUCUCACUAGGGGCUAGUAGCCCUGGCAGCUUUACCUUAAGAUACGACAGUUCUCCUGCGUCAACAGGAGCGUCCUCCCCAGCGCACCAGACAACAGUGCACCACCCCCAAAUUUCAGUUCGUAGUGCUGCAUCUCUUAUGAGCGAAUCUGUUCUCCGAAACAUUUUGUGUGAAAAAGACGCUUCAAUUCCCACGCAGGGCACUGCCCAGGAGCCGGAGUUUGUGUCCGUCGAGAGACUGUCCUCGAUCCUGACGCCCCCGAACUCUACAACCCCCUCUGUUGCGUCCCCACCUGCUCCGGCAGCUCAACCAACUUCGGUGAUCCAGCAACCCAUUAUGCAACAGCAGCUUCCACAACAACAGAUCGUCAACCAAGUGCCUGUGACCCAACACUUGGUCCUGGCGCCUCCGAUGCAAGCCACACAGAUGCUGACCACUUUGGUGCAAAACCAGCAGCAGCCUGCCCAAAUGCCCCUGCAGCAGAUGGCGGCCAUGCGGAACAAUUUUGUGCCGGUGGUGAUGCAGCCCCAGCAGUUUCAGACUUACAGUUGCAGUGUUUGUCAGUACCAGGCCAAGAGUGCGGAGGAGCUGGACGGACACAAAACCCUCCACGGACACUACCGCUGCUCCCUCUGCCUCAAGGUUUUCAAGAGCAGGGUGGAGUUAAACUUGCACUGCAACACCAUCCACAGAAAUGUGCAGCCCCCAACGGCCAACCCUCCCAGUUAUCAGCAACACAUGCAGCACAAUGGCCAGCAGCAGCAGUGGAACGGGCAAAUGAUUCAACAGCAACAAAAUCAACAAUAUCAGCAACAGCAGCAAGCCCAGCAGCAGUUUGUUAUCCAGCAACAACAGCAGCAACACCUGCAACAGCAACAACAACUUCAACAGCAAAAUCAGCAGAUUUUCCAACAGCAAAUUCAGCAGCAACAACUCCAGCAGCAGCAAAAACAGAUUCAACAGCAACAACUGCAAAACCUGCAGCAUCAGCAACAACUGCAGCAACAACAUCAAAUUCGUAUGCAGCCACACGGGAUGAUGCAGCAAAACAUGCAGCAGCGGAUGGUUUUGCAGCCGAGAGGCGUCCGUCAACCUGCAGUCCGAGCCCGGGCGCGUUUCCCGUACCAGGCAAACACACAGACCAGGCCUCCGUUGCCCCACUUGAUGCCGGCAAAGCGGCCGGCGGCUCCAGCAACUGUCCAGCAGGGCGUUCCUCCUGCCAAGAAGACGCCCGACCUAGCCAUUCCCUCCGAGCAGCCUGACGACUGCCAAAUUAUUGCUGUCCAGAGAGGCGGAGACGGCGUGCCUCAAAUUACAAGUGUCCAGGGCGCGGCCUCGUUGGCCACCAAGACUUCUAUGAAUGCAGCCUCUAGUCUGCUGAGCAAUACGGACAUCUCAGUUUCCAUCCAGCCGAUGGAAAAGUCAAAGGACAAACCACAGCCAGAUGUGGUUGCUGAUAUUUUGAAGGACCGAGGGAUCACAGUGGUCUCAGCUAUUCGUGAGAAGAGCAGUACUGAAUCAACUACUGAGAAGCCUGACUCAAAUGGAAUGAUGGACCAAAUUCCUGAGGCCCUGAAGAACAACUCAUCCAUCUACAUCACUCCCACCCCCAAAGCAAACGGGGGUGCCAAACCGACUGACAUGGCAGCACCGCCAGUUCCUGCUGCCCAGGCGUCUCCAGUCGAACGACCUGCCAGGCCUCCGACUGUGGACCUCACUGCCGAGUCAAUGAGGACCCAAGCUGCUCAAGCAGGUCCUUCUACUGCAGCGUCUGCCACUCAAGCUCGAAGACCGUCUGUGCACACAUGUCAAUUAUGCAGCAAGACUUUUUCGACCCCCUCUGCCUUGAACAUCCACAUUGGAAUGGUUCAUUCAUCUAACUCUGCUGAAAAAAGUGUUCAGAGAUGUUCCCUUUGCAACGCUCAAUUCCAAACUGCAGCUUCUCUCCAGAUGCAUAUGAAGCAGAUGCACAAAUCCACCAGUCCUGGUCCGGCCGAGCUGGCGAUCCCUGUGGUCAACAUGCAAGACCCUGCGGUUGUGGCCAAACUCGCUUCCAUUGGAAUUAAACACUUCAUUCCCCUGCCAGGUGCAAAUCCUGCCUCCGGCAUGUUCAGCAUCCCCGUCAUCUCUGCCGAAGCGGCCCUCAGGAAUACCAACACCUACAACCUAAAUGCUAUUGGUGCUUCGUCCAUCCUGAACUUAGGACCGCUGCGAAUGCUCCCCCCUCGUUAAAAUCGAAUCUCAACUUUGUCAAAUUAUACUCUGUGACCUUAUGUCAGUGCAGACUGAUGCAUAUGUUUAAAAAGUAAACUGCAAUUUCAGUUUGCAUCAUUUCAGUUUAUUCUCUUGCUGACUGAAUACUUCUUGUACCAUCUUUGUUUAUUUAAUUUCAAUAUUUCUGGGAACAAUAACGUCACUCAAAAUUGUGUCUGAUGUCUGACCAUGAGCAAUACAUGGCACCUAUGUAAAUUUUUAUUCGCACCUUGUGAUGUGUGAUAAAAAUUCAAUUAUAAUAGUAAUUGAACUCAAUUGAAAUUAAUGAUUCAUUUCUUUUAAUUUUAAAAUUUAACUAAUGAAUUCUCUUAUGUUAUCUCAAAUGGAACAAACUUUAACAUUGAUUGAAGAUUAUUAAGUCAUAUAAAAAUGAUAACAUUUAAAAGUUUGAAAAAGUGAAUUGAGAACUGAGAAAAUUUGGUUUCACGACAGACCUGCACAGUCCCGUUAUUGCCCCUCUGUAAAACUUGCACGGAGCUGCGGUGAGCCUUCUUCUAAAGACAGCGUACUGAUUGAUUUAAAUAGAAUUUUUCACAACAUAAGUGAUUUAUCUUACAAUUAAUAACUUUGUAAUGAAAGAGUAUUAUAUUGAGAAAAUUUGUCGAGUUUCACUUGCAACAGAUUUAGUGAUGGAGGUACAAUUAUUAUAGGAAUAGUUGUAUCAAGCUGUUCAAAUACUAAUUAUUAUCAAUUUAUUUUAUACUUGUGAUGCUUCCAAAGUGCUGCAUAUAACAUAAAUUUCUACAAUAAAACACAAACAUUCAAUUGAAUGAGAAUCCUUUAUUCAUAUCAAAAUCCAGAGGUUUACACAAUGUUACAAAAAAA
Messenger RNA from Neocloeon triangulifer, 4216 nucleotides. RefSeq names its product zinc finger protein 853-like. Gene Ontology annotation, molecular function: DNA-binding transcription activator activity, RNA polymerase II-specific; RNA polymerase II cis-regulatory region sequence-specific DNA binding. Gene Ontology annotation, cellular component: nucleus. The transcript has 10 exons. The record is from RefSeq and is a predicted model, not a curated record. Lineage: Eukaryota; Metazoa; Arthropoda; Insecta; Ephemeroptera; Baetidae. The coding region runs from base 272 to 3349 and encodes 1025 amino acids. Gene Ontology annotation, biological process: regulation of transcription by RNA polymerase II.